Saccharomyces eubayanus is the source of this 2004-nucleotide messenger RNA. It is a transcript of the gene GRS1, whose product is annotated as glycine--tRNA ligase. The transcript has a single exon. The record is from RefSeq and is a predicted model, not a curated record. Gene Ontology annotation, cellular component: mitochondrion; cytoplasm. Lineage: Eukaryota; Fungi; Ascomycota; Saccharomycetes; Saccharomycetales; Saccharomycetaceae. Gene Ontology annotation, biological process: mitochondrial glycyl-tRNA aminoacylation. Gene Ontology annotation, molecular function: ATP binding; glycine-tRNA ligase activity. The coding region runs from base 1 to 2004 and encodes 667 amino acids.
AUGAGUGUGGAAGAUAUUAAAAAGGCUAGAGCCGCUGUUCCAUUCAGCAGAGAACAGCUUGAAAGUAUUUUGAGAGGGAGAUUCUUUUAUGCCCCAGCUUUUGACUUGUACGGUGGUGUUUCCGGUUUGUACGACUAUGGUCCACCUGGUUGUGCUUUCCAAAACAAUAUCAUUGAUGCGUGGAGAAAGCACUUUAUCCUAGAAGAGGACAUGUUAGAAGUUGACUGUACUAUGUUGACCCCAUAUGAAGUGUUGAAGACAUCUGGUCAUGUUGAUAAGUUUUCUGACUGGAUGUGUAGAGAUUUAAAGACCGGUGAAAUCUUCAGAGCUGACCAUUUGGUGGAAGAGGUUUUGGAAGCCCGUUUAAAAGGUGAUCAGGAAGCUAGAGGCGUAGUCGAAGACCCCAAUGCCGCUGCCAAGGAUGACGCUGAAAAGAAGAAAAGAAAGAAGAAGGUUAAGCAAAUCAAGGCUGUUAAAUUAGAUGAUGACGUUGUCAAAGAAUACGAAGAAACUUUGGCCAAGAUUGACGGUUACUCUGGUCCAGAAUUAGGCGAUUUGAUGGAAAAAUACGAUAUUGGUAACCCAGUCACUGGUGAGACUUUAGAACCACCAAAAGCUUUCAACUUGAUGUUUGAAACUGCUAUCGGCCCAUCUGGACAAUUGAAGGGUUACUUGAGACCAGAAACUGCCCAAGGUCAAUUUUUGAAUUUCAACAAAUUGUUAGAAUUUAACAAUAGUAAGACUCCUUUUGCAUCUGCUUCUAUCGGUAAAUCAUUCAGAAAUGAAAUUUCUCCAAGAGCUGGUCUAUUGAGAGUCCGUGAAUUUUUGAUGGCUGAAAUCGAACAUUUCGUUGAUCCAUUGGAUAAAUCCCAUCCAAAAUUCAAUGAAAUCAAAGACAUUAAGCUUUCCUUUUUACCCCGUGACGUCCAAGAAGCUGGUUCUACUGAACCAAUUGUAAAGACAAUUGGUGAAGCCGUUGCUUCAAGGAUGGUUGAUAAUGAAACUUUGGGUUACUUUAUUGCUAGAAUUUACCAAUUCUUAAUGAAAAUUGGUGUUGACGACUCCAAAUUAAGAUUCCGUCAACAUAUGGGCAAUGAAAUGGCACAUUAUGCUGCCGACUGUUGGGAUGGUGAACUGAAAACCUCCUACGGCUGGAUUGAAUGUGUUGGUUGCGCCGACAGAUCUGCCUAUGAUUUGACCGUUCACUCCAAAAAGACCAAAGAAAAAAUGGUCGUUAGACAAAAAUUAGAAAACCCAAUUGAAGUCACAAAAUGGGAGAUCGAUUUGACAAAAAAACUAUUUGGUCCAAAAUUCAGAAAAGAUGCACCAAAGGUUGAAUCACACUUAUUGAAUAUGUCGCAAGAUGAUCUAGCCGCCAAAGCUGCAUCUUUAAAGGCCGAUGGUAAGUUUACUGUAAAAGUCGACGGCGUUGAUGGCGAAGUCGAGUUGGAUGACAAAUUGGUUAAGAUUGAACAGAGAACAAAGGUUGAACACGUCAGAGAAUACGUUCCAAGUGUUAUUGAGCCAUCUUUCGGUAUUGGCCGUAUUAUUUACUCCGUUUUUGAACAUUCUUUCUGGAACAGACCUGAAGACAAUGCCAGAGGUGUCCUUUCUUUCCCACCUUUAGUUGCCCCUACAAAGGUCUUGUUGGUUCCCCUAUCCAAUCAUAAAGAUUUAGUUCCUGUUACCACCGAAGUUUCCAAGAUUUUGAGAAAAUCUCAAAUUCCUUUCAAGAUUGAUGACUCUGGUGUUUCCAUUGGUAAAAGAUAUGCCCGUAACGAUGAAUUAGGUACCCCAUUCGGUGUCACCAUUGACUUCGAAUCAGCUAAGGAUCAUUCCGUCACUUUGAGAGAAAGAGAUUCUACCAAGCAAGUUAGAGGUUCUGUUGAAGAUGUGAUUGAAGCCAUCCGUAAUAUCACUUACAAUGGUAUAUCUUGGGAAGAAGGUACCAAGAAAUUGGCUCCUUUUGUAUCUCAAGCAGAAACUGAAACUGAAACUGAGUAA